AUGGGUGGCGAUCUCAACUUGAAGAAGAGUUUCCACCCUUCUCUCAUCAAGAACCAGGCCAAGGUCUGGGAAGAGGAACGCAAAGCCCUCGAUGAGCGCAAGAAGACACAACAGCGAAUUAACGAGCUCAAAGAGGAGCGCGAGCGCGAAGAACUCCAGAAGAAGCUCGAGGCUGCAGGGCACACCAAACGAGUCGACCGCGUCGAAUUUCUUUAUAGCGGACCUACCGAUGGACAGACCGGCACGACCGAGGAGCGCGAGAGCUACCUCUUGGGCAAGCGACGCAUCGACAACUUGCUCAAGGGAACCGAACACAAGAACUUAGAGAAGCAAGCUGGACAGGAGAGUUUCAUGGCCCUUCAGACGGCCAAUACAGCACGCGACACAGCAGCCAAAGUUCGAGAAGACCCCCUGCUUGCUAUCAAGCGACAGGAGCAGGCCGCCUACGAAGCCAUGAUGAAUGAUCCCAUCAAGCGUCGUCAAUUACUUGCAUCCAUGGGCAUGGCAGACGAUAAGUCAAAGAAAGGAAAGGAGGAGCGGCACAAGAGAAGGCAUCACAGGCAUCGAAACGACGACGAUGAUCGGGAAAGGCACCGUAAGAGGCGA
Messenger RNA from Colletotrichum acutatum, 606 nucleotides. Its product is annotated as Pre-mRNA splicing factor-domain-containing protein. Gene Ontology annotation, biological process: mRNA splicing, via spliceosome. Gene Ontology annotation, cellular component: U2-type spliceosomal complex. The transcript has a single exon. The record is from RefSeq and is a predicted model, not a curated record. The annotation marks the transcript as partial. NCBI's taxonomy places the organism in Eukaryota, Fungi, Ascomycota, Sordariomycetes, Glomerellales, Glomerellaceae.